This is a messenger RNA of Helicoverpa armigera (cotton bollworm), 1167 nucleotides long. Its product is annotated as retinol dehydrogenase 13. NCBI's taxonomy places the organism in Eukaryota, Metazoa, Arthropoda, Insecta, Lepidoptera, Noctuidae. Bases 24 to 923 code for a protein of 299 amino acids. The transcript has a single exon. The record is from RefSeq and is a predicted model, not a curated record.
CUUCAGUGCGCUUAGUCCUGACAAUGUCGUGUUACACUAGCGUGAAACUGAACGGCAAAGUGGCUGUAGUGACCGGUGGCAGUUCUGGUAUGGGUUACGAAGCUGCAAAGAAUCUGGCUAAUCAUGGAGCUAGAGUUAUCAUCGCAAGUAGAAACGCAGCUAAACUCGAAGAAGCUACGAAACAAAUAAUAUCAGAAACAGGCAAUCCUAACGUUUCUUACAAAACUGUCGAUCUAGGAUCACUAAGUUCAGUGAGGAAUUUAGCAAACGAAAUCAAUACGGAAGAUAAAGUAAAUGUGUUAAUAAACAAUGCAGGAGCCGUUGCUUUACCUGAUAAACUGACAGCAGAUGAUUUGAACCUCACAAUGCAAGUGAAUUACCUCGGAGCAUUCUUGCUUACGUUUCUAUUGCUGCCUAAGCUACGAGCAUCAGCACCCAGCAGGAUCGUGAAUGGAGUUGCCGCGACGAUGUAUGUUGGUGAUAUUGAUUUCGACCACUGGAACGAUCUUGGCCGCUACAAUGUUAUAACUGCAUUAGGAACAUCUAAGCUGGCAGUUGCUCUGUUUAGCACAGAACUGGAUAACAGAUUGAAGAAUACCGGAGUGACCGCUAAUAGCUACGAUCCCUUCUUAGUGAAAGAUACGAAUUUGCUAUCGAAUAUUCCACAAGGCUUACAGAGCGUGUCCCAAUUCUUCCUUAACAUUGUUGGACAAAGGAAAGAAGAUGUGGGAGAGCAGAUAGCGUACUUGGCUGCGGCACCAGAGUUAGAAGGAGUUAGUGGAAGACUCUUCAAGUUCUGUCACCAGUUUCCUAAUCAUUGGCUGGUGCAUAACCGUCAGUUCACCAAGCGUCUGUGGGAGGAAUCCAAGAAAGCUGUGAAGAUCAGUGAGAAGGAAGACUGGGAAAUGAGCAAUGCGGUCUAGAAUAGUAAGAAGUGCUUAACUGUCUUCAGUAAAUACAAGGAAAAGUGUAGUAAUAACAUGUAGAUCUCUACAUCGAGUCAAAAUUUAAAUAGAAAUAAGAAAUGUAGGUGUAGUUAUUAUUUAAUCAUUUUACUUUUCUAUUUAUAAUCCACGAAAUAAAUAAACAAAAAUGACUGAAAUAUUUUAUUCUAGGUAUUCACUGUCAACAUGCAUAUUUUGUAUUAUUUUCUCUUUUAUAUUAAAA